This is a messenger RNA of Cornus florida, 3276 nucleotides long. RefSeq names its product scarecrow-like protein 6. The coding region runs from base 501 to 2900 and encodes 799 amino acids. The record is from RefSeq and is a predicted model, not a curated record. Gene Ontology annotation, molecular function: sequence-specific DNA binding; DNA-binding transcription factor activity. Lineage: Eukaryota; Viridiplantae; Streptophyta; Magnoliopsida; Cornales; Cornaceae. Gene Ontology annotation, biological process: regulation of DNA-templated transcription. Gene Ontology annotation, cellular component: nucleus. The transcript has a single exon.
AAAUAAAAUAAAAUAAACAAACAAAAGAUAGAGAGAGGAGAGAGAAGGAGAGAUGAAGGGCACUCCUCUACUUUUUUAUGUUGCACGCAUCCAUGGCAGAAAACAGAAGACAGUACUACAAGGACAAGAGAAGAAGAGAAGAGAAGAAGAGUAAAACAACCACCACCACCACAACCAAGAAGACUAACCCAAGAAGGAGAACAACAACAACAAACAAGGAGAUAGCAAACAUGGGGUUGUGAGAUAUUUACACACGCAUACCAUGCUAAAAAUACACAUACGCACAGAGGAGCUGCUUCAUGUGUUUGUUUGGUGAAAUGGGUCUCUUCAGUUCUAUGCAUUUAACUAGUGUAGCUUUGAAAUUUCCAUUUAUUGUAGUCUUUCUCUUUUUGUGAUUAUAGAUAUAGAUAUGUUGUUUAUCUUUGUUUGAGAACUUUUGGGUAGUUUUGAUUUUGGGUUUUUGGAGCUGAAGAGAGAUUGUGGGUUUGUGGGUGUUUUAGAUGAAGGGGAUGCCCUUACCCUAUGAUUUUGAGGGGAAGGGGGUGUUAGAGUUGGAGCUUGUUGCAGAGAAUACAUCAUCAUCAUCAUCAUCAUCUUCUUCACCAUCCUCAAAUCCAUUGGUUGUCCAGAAGUGGGAAAAGGAGGCUUGCUUUGUAGAUUGGGAGCCUACCUCUGUCCUGGAGACUAUCAGUAACCCAAGCCCUCCUACUUCCACUUCAACGCUGUCGUCUUCUUUGGGCGGCGGCGGCGGCGGCGGGGGUUCUACAGAUACAGCCGGCGUGGCGGCAGUUUCAGGAAACUCCUCCCAAAAAUGGCUGCCAGUGCAGCAAGAAAGCAGCAGCUCCAUUAUAGGAGUUGAAUCAGGGUGUGGGAAUUCAGAGCUCCACCCAAUUCCACCCGCCCUGGAGAUCGGCGGCGGCGGCGGCGCCACCGGCGGAGGGGAGAAAUGUGGGAUGGGAAUGGAGGAAUGGGAGGGGGUUCUGUCGGAAUCUGCAGCGGGGUCGCCGAGCCAAGAGCAGUCUAUACUGAGGUGGAUCAUGGGAGACGUGGAGGACCCAUCUAUGGGAUUGAACAAGUUGCUGCAAAGUGGUGGUCCGGCGGCGGAUUUUGAAUUCAAUGGUGGGUUUGGUAUUGUAGAUCAGGGUGGGGGUGGUGGUGGUGGUCUGGGGUUGGACCCAGUUAUCUCUGGUGGUGGGAAUUUGAUGGCUCUAAUGAACAACCCUACUUUGCCCACUUCAGGGUUUCCUCACAGUACCACCAACAAAUUCAACAAUGAAAAGGUGGGUUUGGCCCCAAACUCAUCAUCAACUCUUCCUAAUCACAAGCUUCCUAACCCUACUCCAAAUCACAUGUUCUCUCCAUUAUCUAACAAUCUUAUACCCAUUUCACUAUCUCCAUCCACAUUUAAUCAACACCCACCAUUUGAUUCUUCUGAUGUCAAGCCUCAGAUUUUCAAUCCCCAAGUGCUAAUUAACCAGCACCAAGCACAGCAUACCCAAAACCCAGCUUUUUUCUUGCCAUUGUCAUACACCCAACAAGAGCAGCACCUUUUUUUGCCACCACAGCCCAAGAGGCACAACUCUGGAGGGUUUGAACCAAAUUGUUCGAUCCCAAAGGUCCCGUUUUCGGAUUCUGGGCAAGAGUUACUCAUUGGGAGACAGCAACAGCAGCAAUCACCUCAGGGGCUUGUUCAUCAGCUUCAGUUGGCUCCUCAUUAUCUGCAACAGAGGCCAACAAUGGUGACAAGGCCGAAAAUGGUAGGCGACGAAAUGGGGCUUCAACACCAGCAGUACCAGCAACAGCAGCAGGCAAUAAUCGAUCAGCUAUACAACGCGGCGGAGCUGGUCCAGACAGGGAAUUCAGUACUCGCGCAAGGGAUAUUGGCGCGGCUCAAUCACCAGCUCUCUCAAAUUGGUAAGCCUUUUCAUAGGGCUGCUUUUUACUGUAAGGAGGCCCUGCAAAUGCUCCUCCACACAAACACACCCUCCACAUCCCCUUCACUUUAUUCCUCACCAUUCAAUCUCCUUUUCAAGAUCGGUGCAUACAAAUCUUUCUCUGAAGUCUCACCUUCCCUUCAAUUCGCUAAUUUUACUUGCAAUCAAGCUCUGCUUGAAGUCUUAGAAGGAUUUGAUAGAAUUCAUAUUAUAGAUUUUGAUAUUGGCUUUGGAGGGCAAUGGGCUUCCUUUAUGCAGGAGCUUGCUUUAAGAAGUGGUGGCGCUCCAUCCCUUAAAAUCACUGCGUUUGCCUCUCCAUCAACCCAUGACCAGUUCGAGCUCGGUCUCACUAAUGAAAAUUUGAACCACUUUGCUACUGAAAUUAAUAUGUCAUUUGAGUUCGAAAUUGUAAGCCUUGAUUGCUUGAACACUGCUUCAUGGUCUCUGCCUCUUCAUGUCUCUGAGAAUGAGGCUAUUGCGGUUAAUCUCCCAAUUGGUUCAAUUUCCAAUUACCAAUUGUCUCUCCCUUUGGUCCUCCGCUUUGUUAAACAACUCUCGCCAAAAAUUGUGGUCUGUGUGGACAGAGUUUGCGACCGGACUGAUCUCAUUUUCCCAAACCAUGUAAUUCAUGUCCUUCAAUCUUAUUCAAACCUACUCGAGUCUCUUGAUGCUGUUAAUGUGAAUAUGGAUGCUCGGCAAAAGAUUGAGAGGUUCUUGCUCCAACCAGAAAUUGAGAAAAAUGUAAUGGGUCGCUACCGUUCCCCUGAGAAGACAACACAUUGGAGGACCCUUUUUUUGUCAUCAGGGUUCUCUCCGAUAACUUUCAGUAAUUUUGCAGAAUCCCAAGCUGAGUGUGUAGUGAAGAGGACUCCAGUUCAGGGAUUCCAUAUUGAGAAGAAACAGUCUUCACUUGUUCUCUGCUGGCAGCGAAAAGAGCUCAUUUCAGCUUCAGCUUGGAGGUGCUGAGUAGCGGUAUUGUGAUAUCAAGUUCAUCAACAUGUCCCGUGUGAAGGUGCCUCAUGAAUCAUAACUUACUGCUAUAAUAGCUGAUCUUUUUCAGUUAUCUUGCCUGUGAUUUUCUUUUGCUAAUUGUCUUUGUGGUUUAGGUCGAUUGUUUCCAAGUAAAAAGAACCAGAUGUUUUAGUAACUGGAUGGUCUUAGUAUAGUUAUCUUUCUUUCAGUCUCUUGUGUUGGAUAUGGAUAUAACUGUUAUGGUGUUUCGUGCUACCAUGCAAAAAACAACAGUUCGUGCUAAUUAUGUUGGGGCCUGGUGGCUAUUUGUUGUACACUUGAUGACAAGGCAAAACAAGAAAUGGAAAAAAUAAGAAUUCAACCCUUUAAA